CCCCAUCCUUACACUUCCUGUUGCAGGUGCUAUUCUUUCAUUGAACCAGUCUCGAAUUCUUUUUCCUCCAACCCUCUGUUUACCUGUUGGCCACUCUUAAAACCUGGCACAGUGGAGCCUGCGUUUUGCAGCUCCAGAGGGACUGGGACAAUGUGACUGGAGAUGCUCCGUAGGUGGGGCUGAUUUGGGACACACUGCGUCUUGAAUGAAGCUUUCAACGCUGCUUGUUUCAGGACACGACGUAUCUUCAUUCUGGGAUUAUAUCGAGACAUUGCAAUCCCUCCCACGCUCUUGGCCGCCACGCUUGUUAAUUUUAUCCCCGUGCCCAAUUUUGUAGCCAGCCUUCCUGGAUCUCGCGGCCAAUCAAGAGCCCACACAUUGUUGCCUAAGAGACCCCGGAUGCCAGCAACAGGAUUUUUAGAUGGUGAUUGGGCUGCUGGAAGCUGGGAGGGGUGAGGGGGCUGGAGGGAGUCAGAGAAAAGGCUGACCUAAUGCAACUGUGGCAACGUCAGCGCUUGAGGCUUGAAGAGGGAGACAAGCUAAAAGAGUAGCAAGUGGUCUCUUCUGUGAACAUGUAUGUGCUUGCAAAUACACACACUGCCUGUCUUCUGGAAUGGAGAAAGGAAGAAAAUACUGUGAAAGGAUAACAGCAAGAGACAGGGCAGAACAUCCACCCUGGCAGCAGGCCUACAUGACCAAGAGGGCUGCUUCCCGGGCAGGGCCCCUCGGCUGAAAACCCAUCUUCAAGCAGGUUGGAAGAAAGUCUAAUCCAAGUGACAUAUAGCUCCGAAGAACCAGGAAAAAGAAAACAACCAGUGCAGGCCCUGCGAGGAGUGACCAGGGAAAGCUACUUGCCCUCAUUCAGAAGUUGUGCCUAGGAUCAGUCACAUUGUUUCCUACACAAACUAUGAACGGAGAGAGUUGCUCAGCAUAGAGCAGGGACAGAGUCUUGCUCUGUUGCCCAGGCUGGAGUGCAGUGGUGCAACCUCAGCUCACUGCAACCUCUACCUCCCAGGAUAUCCAGUUGUUUCAUGAUGGCAUUUGCACCUCCAAAAAACACAGAUGGUCCUAAAAUGCAGACAAAGAUGAGCACUUGGACACCCUUAAACCAUCAGCUCUUGAAUGACAGGGUAUUUGAAGAAAGAAGAGCCCUGCUUGGAAAAUGGUUUGACAAGUGGACAGACUCUCAAAGAAGAAGAAUCCUCACGGGCCUGUUGGAGCGCUGCUCGCUGUCCCAGCAAAAGUUCUGCUGUCGAAAGCUUCAGGAGAAAAUUCCAGCAGAAGCCCUGGACUUUACGACCAAGCUUCCAAGGGUGUUAUCUUUAUACAUCUUUUCUUUCCUGGACCCCCGAAGCCUUUGUCGUUGUGCACAGGUGUGUUGGCACUGGAAGAACCUAGCUGAGCUGGACCAGCUCUGGAUGCUGAAAUGUUUACGGUUCAACUGGUGCAUCAAUUUCUCUCCAACUCCCUUUGAGCAGGGGAUCUGGAAGAAGCACUAUAUUCAAAUGGUGAAAGAACUUCAUGUUACCAAGCCUAAGACACCUCCAAAAGAUGGAUUUGUAAUUGCUGAUGUUCAAGUAAUUACAAGCAAUUCUCCAGAGGAAAAGCAGUCCCCUUUGUCAGCUUCUCAGUCCUCUUCCUCUUUAAGAAAGAAGAAUAACCCAGGGGAGAAAGCACUUCCACCAUGGCGAUCUUCUGAUAAGCAUCCAACUGAUAUCAUCCGUUUUAAUUACCUAGACAACUGUGACCCCAUGGAGACCGUCUGGCAAGGAAGAAGAAAGAGAAAUGAAAUGACACCAGAUUUCAGCCGACAGUCACCUGAUAAGAAAAAUAAAUUGCAGGACAGAACUAGGCUAAGAAAAGCACAAUCAAUGGGUCUUACUCUGUUGCCCAGGCUGGAGUGCAGUGGCAUGAUCAUAGCUCACUGCAGUCUCUACAACUUCCUGAGCUCGGGAUCCUUUCACCUCAGCCUCCCAGAUAUCGAGGAGAAAUCCCUUCCCACUAUGUCCCUAAGUUCCAGCUCUCCCCUAAAAGUUCCAGCUCGUCUCGCCUGGCCUCACCGUGAGUCAGUGGGACUCCCAGCCACUGCCACCGCAGCUGAAAUUCUCAGGCAGCAUCUUCAGAGGCACCCUGGAGCCCAAGCAUGACUCAUCCAGGUUCCAGAGCCAAAGCACCCUGAACAUGGAAGGACCUUUAUUAUAGAAACGACCAGAUGCUUUGCAUGGUGGAGAGCUGAAUUUACUUGGCUCCUCUUUAGAAAGUCUUUCAGCUUAAGUACUUUUUGUGGUAGUGAGUCCUGCAGUAUUUCAGUAAAGAGGAAUUCAUGGCAUAAA
Callithrix jacchus (white-tufted-ear marmoset) is the source of this 2333-nucleotide messenger RNA. It is a transcript of the gene FBXO16, whose product is annotated as F-box protein 16. Gene Ontology annotation, molecular function: protein binding. The record is from RefSeq and is a predicted model, not a curated record. Lineage: Eukaryota; Metazoa; Chordata; Mammalia; Primates; Cebidae.